Messenger RNA from Pseudogymnoascus verrucosus, 1531 nucleotides. RefSeq lists its product as uncharacterized. Bases 288 to 1310 code for a protein of 340 amino acids. NCBI's taxonomy places the organism in Eukaryota, Fungi, Ascomycota, Leotiomycetes, Thelebolales, Thelebolaceae. Gene Ontology annotation, molecular function: hydrolase activity. The record is from RefSeq and is a predicted model, not a curated record. The transcript is spliced from 2 exons.
GCUAUGAACGCCAUCGGGUCGUGAAUUGUCAUACUGUAAACAAAUUAUUCCGGGGAAGGACGAGGCUCUGCUCCUCUAUUAUCUAUCUCCUUCAUUCUCUCCACUAAAGGUGUCAAAAGUGUCACUUCUUUCAGCCUAAUGGUGCAGAUCCGAAAUAGGUAAAGCUAUAGGUAUAGUCUUCUACAUAUACCCAAGACUAAGAUCCUCUCCCCCAACCCAAAGUUCAACGAGCCAAGCCAAGCCAGAUCAACAAGUUCAAUCAAGCCAAACCACCACAAACCUCACUUAUGGCCUCUGAUCUCUUCCUCCCAGAGGCUCCCCCCCUCAGCCCAGCCUGGCUAGCCUACGAAAAGUCCAAGGGCCACGUCGAAGCCCCAAGUCCCCAAGAAGACAUCACCCCCGCCGACGCCCUCCGACUCCGCCAACGCAGCUACGCCAAAACCUGUCGCGACCGCAAUGAGCGUCUAACCUCCCCCACCGGCCCCUCCCACGCCCUCCUCUCCAACAUCCAAACCCACCCCGACUCCACCCAAUCCCCCGACGGCGCCACAAUCCACCUCCGCAUCUACAUCCCCACGUCCCUCACACACCCCCAAGACUUCAUCAUCUACUACCACGGCGGCGGCCUCUGCGUCGGCGACCUCGACAGCGAGGACCUCCAGUGUCGCCGCCUCGCGAAGGAUCUAGGCAUCAAAGUCGUCUCAGUCGAGUACCGUCUCUUCCCCGACCACUCCCCCGACACCGCCGUCGCCGACGCCUGGGCCGCCUUCAUCGGCAUCGCGAAGCUGUGGAAAUACAACACCGACCAGGAACCCGGCCGCGUCUACAUAGUCGGCAGUUCCUCCGGGGCCCAACUCGCCGCGCAAACCGCGCAGCGCGCGCGCGGGACUCCAUAUCUCAUCUCCGGGCUCGUCCUCCGCUGCCCCGUCACCGUCGACGCGAGUAAAGGCGGUGUCUCGAUUCCGCAGCGCUACGAGGAUCGCCAUACCAGUUUCAGCCCGUCGUUCGGGACGAGUCUGCUCGGGUUUGACGCGGAUAACCAUCUCCCCAUGGCGAGGGAUAUGCCGUUGAACGCGGAGAGUUUCGCGGGGAUGCCGCCGACGUUUCUGCAGCUGUGCACGAAUGAUAUUUUUUACAGCGAUGGAGCGUGCUUUGCUGAGGCGCUGGGGGAGGCGGGGAAUGAGCUCGUGACGGAUGUGAUGGUGGGGUGGCCGCAUACGUUUUGGUUGAAGGCGCCGGAGCUGGAGGAGGCGGGGGAGGCGGAUGGGAGGGUGAUUGGGUGGUUGAGGCAGAGGGCUGGGGCGGAGUAGAGGGGGUAAAUGGGGGCGUUUUAGAUGAGAUGAGAUACCAAGAGUGCGAUAGAGGGAGAUACCAUACAAGGGGCUGGCACCAUUUGUAGGUGCAGAAUGAGAUUUGUCCGAUAGCCAAUGCAAUUCAAUCAUGAAUCAAUCCAUUCGUGUCAGAGUGCAUAUGUAAAUAGUUUGAUAACGACCAUUACACUAGCUAGUUACUUCUAAUUCACCGUCGUGCC